GUGGCCUGGCGGAGUGUGUGGCCAGGCGCGGGAGCAGAGUCUGUGCCGCGCUUUCUCCCGCGGCCGCCAGCUCCGAGCGAGCACACUGGAGCCCGGGCACCGGGAGCGCGGCAGCCUCGGCGCGCCGCCGGCCCCGGAGCCGGCUGUGAAGGCCGGGACGUGCUGGACGCGCUGACUUUGGAGGCUCCGCCGAGAGGCGCCGUGGGAGGCCGUGGCCACCCGGAAGGCCGAUGUGCAAGACAGGUGUGCGUGCCAGGACGGUGGUCCUGGAGAUGAAGGCCUGGAGCUGCGGCCUGCAGACUCGGCUGUGCCCAUGGCCAUGACCCAGACUGCCCUGCGGCCCUGGGCACCCUGCCCGGAGAACAUGACCACUGCCCCGAACGGCCCCGGGCCAGGCCCUGCAGGCCCAGAUCUGAAAGACCUCAAGAUGGUGACCUCCACUGCAUGUGGAAACGGAGUCUGUGGCUGCAGCCCUGGUGGCGACACGGACGCCCAGGAAGCCAAACUCAGCCCAGCCAAGCUUGUGCGCCUCUUUUCCACCAGUCGGAAGAAGACGAACGCCCACCCUGAGCGGCCCCACUCUGUGGUCCUGAUGGGCAACUCUUCCGCGUGGAACACCCUUGCCUCCUUCCGGAAAAUGGGAUCCUUUAAGAAACUGAAGUCCUCAGUCCUGAAAGGAAUUCAGAGCCGAGAGGGGUUAAAUGCCUGUUCAAAGGGAGAGGCUUCAGAGCAUGGCCUGGCAAAACCCAUUGCAAAUGGCGCUGUCCCAGGAGCCCAGGCAAACAGGGACUCCCCCUUGGCACCAGGAUCAGCACGUGGCACCCCCAGGGCAACAGAGUGGGGCACAUUGGAUGGCUCUGACCCUGAGGACACAGAUGAUGCCUUUCAGCGGAGCACUCACCGCUCCCGCAGCCUCCGCAGAGCCUACGGCCUGGGCCGCAUCUGCCUGCUGGACAUGCCCCAGAACCAUGCCACACCCACAACAGCCACUGGCCAGGCCUCCACCACAUGCGAGAUUCUCAUGAGGGACCCUGAGAACAACAGCAUGGGCUGCAGGAAGAGCAAGAGCACCGACAACCUCGCCUUUCUGAAGAAGAGCUCCUUUAAGCGGAAGUCUACCUCCAAUCUCGCAGACCUCAGGACUGCCCAUGACACACAGGUGCCACAGAGGACCCUGAGCAGUUCCUCCGCUGACUCCCAAAAGCUCGGGUCAGGAAGGACCAAACGCUGGAGGAGCCCGAUAAGGGCCAAGGACUUUGACAGAGUCUUCAAACUUGUCAGCAAUGUGACCGAGGCUGCCUGGAGGAGGGAGAGUCCCAGGAGUGGGGCUCCAUCCCCUGGUGAGGCCAGCCUGAGACUCCAGGCACACAGCCAGCUGCAUGAUGACUACUCACGCCGUGUGUCCAGCAACACCGAGCAGGACAGCAGGCGGGGUGUGGUGGUCAUGCACAGCACCACUGCAGCCUGCUCUGUGGCCCAUGAUUUCAGCUCAGCCACCUCUAAGGGGCCCUGCAUAGUCACCGACACUGCCGUAUUUCCUCUUGAAGCCAGAAGUUCCUGGGCAGCGGAAAGCUACGGUCCUUGCAGUAGAAGCUCCUUGCCAAACCCGAUUGCCCAGAAUGUGUUGAGCAAAGACUGCCAUGACCCAGAGCCUGGCAGCCAGUCGACAUUUGACCCUGGGCAUCCUCCCACCCCUCUGCGGCCCACCACACCCAAGCCCCAAAGCCCUCAGAGCCCAGGGACAGGAAGUGCCAAGUGUCACAGCACUCACAGUGCCCUGUCCAUGAGUUCAGAGGAAAGUGAAGGAAGGACAGAAGAGCCUGAUCAGAGAGAGCCGGAGCCUGUGUCCUUGCAGGACUCCUUGGAAGCCACACAUAGUGAUGAGGGCAAGGGCCUUCUGGUGAACGUUGGUGGGGCAGCCGGCCCAGAAGAAAAGGAAGAGGAGGAGGUCGUCCCCGAUGGCCCCUGGAGGCGAGGCUCAUCACAGGACGAGGACAGGACAGAAGCACAGAGAACCCCCAGGAGGAGGUGGGGCUCCGGGAGAUGGCCCAGGCCUCGGCCACUCUCUGACUACAGCCAGCUGGCCAGCCGCAGUUUGUCCAUUCCUGAAGACGCGGUUGCCACAGACCCCCAGAAGGAGGACCGUGUGGACAAGGACCCCCAGGCAAGCAUCACUUCUGCCAGCCAUGAAGACCAGAAUGCUCCGGCGGGCGGCCCCAAAGGAGCCAGGAGAAGACGCCCCAUUUCUGUGAUAGGAGGGGUCAGCUUGUAUGGGACCAACCAGACAGAGGAACUGGAGAAUCUUCUGACCCAACCGGCCUCCAGGCCGCCCUUGCCUGCUCACCAGGUGCCACCCUACAAGGCUGUGUCGGCCCGGUUCCGGCCCUUCACUUUCUCCCAGAGCACCCCCAUUGGGCUGGAUCGCGUGGGACGCCGACGGCAGAUGAGAGCAUCCAACAUUUCUUCAGAUGGAGGUACUGAGCCCUCUGCCUUAGUGGAUGACAAUGGAAGUGAGGAAGACUUCAGCUAUGAAGACCUCUGCCAGGCCAGCCCUCGGUACCUGCAGCCUGGCGGGGAGCAGCUGGCCAUCAAUGAGCUGAUCAGUGAUGGCAAUGUGGUCUGCGCAGAAGCCCUGUGGGACCACGUGACCAUGGAUGACCAGGAACUGGGCUUCAAAGCUGGGGAUGUCAUCCAGGUUUUGGAAGCCUCCAACAAGGACUGGUGGUGGGGCCGCAGCGAAGAUAAGGAGGCCUGGUUCCCUGCAAGCUUUGUCAGAUUGCGAGUGAAUCAGGAAGAGCUGUCGGAAAACUCCAGCAGCACCCCCAGCGAGGAGCAGCACGAGGAGGCCAGCCAGAGCCGCCACAGACACUGCGAGAACAAGCAGCAGAUGCGGACCAACGUCAUCCGAGAGAUCCUGGACACCGAGCGGGUGUACAUCAAACACCUCAGGGACAUCUGCGAGGGAUACAUCCGACAGUGCCGUAAGCACACAGCAAUGUUCACUGGUGCGCAGCUCGCCACUAUUUUUGGAAACAUUGAAGACAUUUACAAAUUCCAAAGAAAGUUUCUGAAAGACCUUGAGAAACAGUACAACAAAGAGGAACCUCACUUAAGUGAAAUAGGAUCUUGCUUUCUCCAACAUCAAGAGGGCUUUGCCAUCUAUUCCGAGUACUGCAAUAACCACCCGGGUGCCUGCCUGGAGCUCGCCAACCUCAUGAAGCAGGGCAAGUACAGACACUUCUUCGAAGCCUGCCGCCUGCUGCAGCAGAUGAUUGACAUCGCCAUCGACGGGUUCCUGCUCACCCCGGUGCAGAAGAUCUGCAAAUACCCGCUGCAGCUGGCUGAGCUGCUCAAGUAUACCACGCAGGAACACAGUGAUUACAGCAACAUCAAGGCAGCGUAUGAGGCCAUGAAGAAUGUGGCUUGUCUGAUCAAUGAGCGGAAGCGCAAGCUGGAGAGCAUCGACAAGAUAGCUCGCUGGCAGGUGUCCAUCGUGGGCUGGGAGGGACUGGAUAUCUUAGACCGAAGCUCAGAAUUGAUUCAUUCUGGGGAACUGACCAAAAUCACGAAGCAGGGCAAGAACCAGCAGCGGACGUUCUUCCUGUUUGACCACCAGCUGGUGUCCUGUAAGAAGGACCUGCUGCGCAGGGACAUGCUGUACUACAAGGGCCGGCUGGACAUGGAUGACGUGGCGCUCGUGGACGUGGAGGACGGGCGUGACAAGGACUGCAACCUCAGCGUGAAAAAUGCCUUCAAGCUUGUCAGCAGGACCACGGAUGAGGUUCAUCUGUUUUGUGCCAAAAAACUAGAAGACAAGGCAAGAUGGCUGCAGGCCUGUGCAGAUGAAAGGAGGCGGGUGCAGGAGGACCAGGAGUUGGGAAUGGAAAUUUCAGAAAACCAGAAGAAACUUGCCAUGUUAAAUGCUCAAAAGGCAGGACAUGGAAAGUCAAAAGGCUACGGCGGGUGCCCCAUGGCCCCACCACACCAGAGCCUACACCCUAUCCACCAGCGCCAUGUCACUGUGCCCACCAGCGUCCCCCAGCAGCAGGUCUUUGGCCUGGCAGAACCCAAGAGGAAGCCCUCGUUCUUCUGGCACACCUUCAAUAGGCUCACUCCGUUCCGGAAAUGAAAGCGGGAGGCCGCGCUUCCACGGAGGUGGCUGUCAAAAGGAGAACUGUCUUUGUUUCUGGUAUCCUUCAAUCCAGGGAAAGUUUCUUGGACCCAGUGAUAAAAACGUCCUUUGUGGGAUCAAGGAAGGAGAGAAAAGUCUUGGACUCACCUUCAGUCUUUGGAGACCCAGCUGCCUUUGCGGAAGGGAGGAGAAGGUCACAACACACAGCUUUAUCCUGCACAGAAAGCCCCAUGACCCGCUGUGCAUGGCCGAGACGUGGGACUCAGUACCAUGCUCUAGAGUGAAUGGUGAGGUAGCAGCUGCAGCCACCCCUGCUACUGAUGAGCACAUGCCUGCUGCAGGUCCAAACACAGCGUCCAGGGCUUUGCAGUUCCUAAGAAGUGAUGACGUUAGAGGAUCGCUUCUGCAUUCGAUUUUCAAGGAUGUCGUCGAGGCAGGGUUGAGGCAGUGCUGCGCAUGUCUGCUCACACUUAGAAAGUGAGCUCUGGCUCCCUUCUGUAAUCCUGGGGACCUGCAGCUGCCGUGGAGCCAACCGUGGUGUUCCCGGCAUUGUCAGUGUCCACACAGAUGAUGAACGGUGGUAGCACAAACGUCGUCUUGCAAGUUUCCUCUUCCUGCAGGCGAAGGGGAGUGAAACACGGUAUGUCUAUCACCUUGCAUCGCGGUCCUCAGUGCAGUGACUUACGCAUCCUUAAGAAUCCACGGCUUUUCAGGCAAGGAGGGAGAAAUCCUACUGCGCGCUGGCUUUGUCUCAAAAUCAGGUUCCCUCCUACCUGCACGCCCUGAGUAAAUCCGAGUGGAAAUCACGUCUAGCCCACACACUGUAACUUAAGAAACUGCCAUUCAGGGCUGGGCACGGUGGCUCACACCUGUAAUCCCAGCACUUUGGGAGGCCAAGGCAGGUGGAUCACCUGAGGUCAGGAGUUCAAGACCAGCCUGGCUAACAUGGCAAAACCCAGUCUGUACUAAAAAUACAAAAGUUAGCUGGGUAUGGUGAUGCAUGCCUGUAAUCCCAGCUACUCAGGAGGCUGAGGCAGAAGAAUCUCUUGAACCUGGGAGGUGGAGGUUGCAAUGAGCCGACAUCUCACCACUGCAUUUCAGCCUGGGUGAUAAAGCGAGACUCUGUCUCCGGGGGAAAAAUAAAAAAAAAAAAACAAAGACUGCCAUUCAGACAACUGUUUGCAAUAUAAAAGCUCAUUUACUCUAAUAUAUGUGAUACCAGUGAACAUGAAAAUACACUGGUUGGAAAGCAUUCUCAAAGAGCCGCACUGCUGCUGAUGUCAUUCUUACCAGUGAAAUCUCAAAGACAGGCAAAGCAGUCCUGCUUCUUGGGAAUCGGAAGGUGCCUUUAUCACAUAAGCCCAAACAGUGGGGCAUAACUGCGCCACCUGAGCAUGUCAGCAGGCUUCUGAGGACUUGUUCUUUAUAAAAGGGACCUUUGCAAAAUAUCUAGGCUCAGAGAUAGCAGUCUUUAUUAACAAAGGCCACGUGGGCUGACACCUGCAGAUAAUCAUCUCCUUUUUUUGUGUGUUGCAUAUUUUCAUGACAUAACUUUUAACCAUGUCUAGAAAAGGCAGGCUCUGCAAGAAAGAUGCCCUUUCAACCCACUCAGUGCCCUGGACAGGAGAUACUGUGUUACACUGUUAGUGGAUUUCUAUUUGAGAAGCUCAUUUUUGUAUGCGACUCUCGGAAAGUUCUUUUUUCUAACAGGCCCGUGUUUGAGAAUAAACAAAUCUGCAAUGUCAAAGACAAAGGUGUAUUCAGACUCCAGGUGUGUGUUUCCUCCAUUCUCCCCUGCAGCCCCGCGCAUCCAGAGCCAGUCCCGAGGGGUGACAUCAUGCGUCAAGAAAAAAAUGACAUUGGCCCUCUCGGGUGGACCCUUGGAACAUUCCGUGACAGCUGAUGGCUGUGCUGUGCCACCUUGGCACACAUGCUUAGGGCAGCAUUGCCAAGGGUUACCAUGCCCCAUGGCUGACAGCCCCUGGGUUGCUUCUGUGGACUGUCAUGGAGUCCUGAGUCUGGAGUCUCCUGAGACCGAAGCUGCUGCAGGAAGGAACUUCUGAAGAGGUGCUGUGGUGUGUCGGGGUGUGUGUGUUUCCUUCUUGAACAGACAUGCCAACAGUAGUUGUGUUUAUAGAACUGACCUUUUUACUAACAAAAUACAGUGGUAUAUUUUGGAAGCUAUACUCGAUAUGCUUUUCCUGCACACCUCAGCAAUAACCGUAGGGGUCUCUGUGCUAGACUGGUUUGUCUGUACAGCAUUUUGAACAAAUUGUUUUAAAUAUAGUAAGAGAAUUAGUUUAAGGAAGUAAAGAGAAUCGUUUGCUUAUGUUACAUUUUCAGUGAGGAUUCAGUUUAAGCCAAGAGUCACUCUUAGGGCUUCCAUUUCCUAAAUUAUUCAUGGGUAAUGAAGAAAUGCUUUACAUUUUGUGGCCAGUCCUAAUUUAUUUUCCAGCUGAGCCCUAACCUCCGGUUCCCACCUACCUCCACAGACUUCCUAACACAGAAUCAUGAAUACCAGGACGUGUUUUUGUUAAGUCGGGUUCAGUUCAAGUCCUGAGGUUGCCCCAGUCAGUUUUAUACAGUGUGAGGGUCAGUCGAUGAAAUCUCCCUCCUAGGUAGAUCCUACUUGGAUGUACAGGUGAUUUUGAAAACUGUUAACAUUUUUAAAAGGUUAAAACAUCCUUUGACUUCUUGAAAAUCCGUAUGUCUGACUUGGUUAUUAUGACCACGUGCCUGAGUUCUUCAAAGGAUGGAAGGCUCAAGUAUUCUCGUUUUCUGUUUGCCAGAAUUCCUUCCUGAUUUGAGUCACAUGUUCCACUUGGAGAAAAAAGGGAACAGAGCGCCUCCUCAUGGACAGUGUAUGAAAUUUCUUUGGGAAUCUGGCUGACCCCAACCUCUGCCUUUCUCUCUUUUUAACCUUACAUUACAUAAUAUUAUAGACAGGCCCAAAAAAGAAAAGAUGACAACAUUUUGAUGAAUUUCACCUAUUCUUCACAUCUCAGAAUUUGUCACCUUUGUUGGAACACAGUUGAAAUAGCCUGGGGUCAAAAGCAAUCUUCUCAAUUUUGAUCAUGCCUAAGACCUAUUAACAACCUUGCAGUAGAUUGUGAGCAAUUAUAAAAUCGUAAAAUUGAAUGUUUGCAGAAUCCUGGAGCAAUAGCUUCCUUGGUCUUUGGCCUGGGAGGGCAGCACUAGUCUGCGGGAGCUUCCCUGGGAUACCAGCCACAUGGUUUAUUUUCCUUAGAUCUGAUUUGUGUGUCCCAUGGGUAGAUCUAAUUUUGUAAACAUUUCGCCACCAUCAAACACUAUUUCUGAAUAUUGUGCCUUUUCAUACCUAGCCUAGAUAAAAAUCGAUCCCAUGCUUGUUCAGGAACUCCCCACAUUCUACAUGACUAUUAUCUAGACACAAAAGGGCAUUUAAUUCAAAAUUUGGUUCACAAUGUAAAUAUUUUGUAAAAGCCAGCUGACCCAGCUUUUUACCAGGUGGAAAUCUCUGCAAACCAAAUUGCUGAUAUUCCUUCAUACAGAUGGACUUGGUGUCCUAGCCAGAAUAGAACAGCAUAAUUACCUGGAGUUAGGGGGAGUAUUUCUGUACUAUUGCUUGUCAAGGAGAGAAGAAACCUACAAGUGUCCUUCAACGGACAAUGCCAAGAAGUAUGAAGAAAUGUCCUUUCACUAACUCACAGGCCAGGGAUUCGGGACCCAGGUCAGCUAGGUGAAACUGCUAGCAGACCCAGCUUUCCCGAAAUAACCGAAUCUGCAAACUAUUCUCCCUAUUGAAGUUUCCCUUGGCUAACGGUGUUGUUUUCAGGGUGCAAUGAAAGUGGAUUUCAAAAGGCUUUGGAAAAACAAGUGGAACAUGACCUAUCUUGAAGGAAAAAUAGCAAAAGCUUAAAUAUUUGAUGUAGGUUUACUUGACUACAACAUACUUUACAUUGUUGCCUUUACUUAUCUCACAGGCAUUAACAUUCUGUAUUUAGAAAAUACUUCAACUAUUUCUAAUCUUUUUUUGUAAGUAUUAGUGUCCAUCCAUUGUGUAUGACUUGCUUAUCCACUUUGCAAGGCUUUGGGCAACCUUUUAGCUCAUUUACUUCAAGAUGAUAUCUAUAUAGGUCAAAGGGUGGGACUUAACUGAGGAAUUCGCUGUUGACAGCUGAGGUAUGGUGUACAGGAUUGAUGUAACUUGAUAUGUAUUUUUGUUGAAGUUUUUUGUAAAAAAAAUUAUUUACAAUGUUAUUUGAUUUUUUAAAUGCUGUGAAUCUAUAUUUGUUGUUUUAUAUAUUAAAAUUAAUUUGCCAAA
Messenger RNA from Saimiri boliviensis boliviensis (Bolivian squirrel monkey), 8435 nucleotides. RefSeq names its product spermatogenesis associated 13 (gene SPATA13). NCBI's taxonomy places the organism in Eukaryota, Metazoa, Chordata, Mammalia, Primates, Cebidae. Gene Ontology annotation, molecular function: protein binding; guanyl-nucleotide exchange factor activity. The record is from RefSeq and is a predicted model, not a curated record.